AUGAUUCCUGAUAAGAAUGUUGAAUUACACAGUGAACUGGGAUCAAUUAUUGAUGAGAAACACGAUGAUGGUGAUGCUGGCGAUGGCAAUGGCAAUGACGAUGAUCCAACUUCUAUUGAUUAUCGUGUGUUAGCUGAAAUUCUGCCGAAACCGCCUGAUUUACCCUUCCCAUUGGAACCAAUUUUCAUUCCAAAUGAAUUAGAAAACUUAACUCUUGGGAAAUAUGGUGGAAUUAAAUUCUGUGUAGAAAAUUCUUCACAGACUGAAUUAUCUGACCUGUCUGAUUUAAACGAAAUCAAACAAAAAUUGAACAAUUUAUCAUUACAACUUUUUAACGAUUAUUCCAAGCACAUAGAUCGUGUUAAAAAUGCUUCCAACUAUCAAAUUAAACGAAUGAUUGAAGAGGCAGUUUUAAAAAUUUAUCUAGUUAUGCAAUCACGUGUAGAUUAUAUCACCAGAGGAUAUACAAGUACAAUUGAACGUGUUCGUGGUGCAUGUCGUACUCAAUUGGCGAAUACAAUAGCUAUAUUGAAUGGAUUAAUUAAUGCCGCGAAACGAAGGAAUGAAAGUUUUAUUGAAAGUACACUUCGAAAUCGUAUAUCGGAAUUGGAAACUGCCCUUCAACAAAACGAGUUAGAUAUGAAACAACUUCAAACAAAGUUAGAAGAAGUUGAGGAAAAAUACGACACCUUGAAUCUUGAAAAAACAAAUAUUAUAAUGUCAAGAAAUUCUUCUCUAGAAUCCUUUCCAUCAGAAAACCUACCACCCAAAGUUAUCACUGUUCAAAUAGAUGCAGCUGUACAAGUUGAAACACCGGAUGAAAAAAGGCAAUCAUUGGAAAGACAAGUUAAAAAUCUUUUAGAACAAAUCGAUGUACUUAAAUCAGCGUUAAGUGCUGUUCAAUCACAAGUUAAAACAUUGAAUGAAAAACAUGAUCAAUACGAAUUACAAUUGAAAUCGUUCAAUGAUCAAAUCAAUGAAAGUAAAGCGGAUAAUUCAAAAUUAGAAAAACAGUUAUUGAGCAAAGAAAAUGAACUCAGUGUCUGUAAACAAAAAAUGAAAUCAUCUGAAUUACGAUUGAAUGAAAUGUUAACAUCAUUGAAUAAGUUAAGAGGUGAAAAAGCUCAGUUAGAAAAUGACUAUGCAAUAAAUCGUGACAAUGAAAUGAAACAAUUGAAACAGAAAUUAGAUGAAUUGUUAAAAAUUAAAGAAGCAUUAGAAGAUGAGUGUAGCUCACUUCGUAAAGAAUUAAUGCAUAUGAAAGAAGCACCAAAGGCUGUACAAUCAAGUGAUACUAGUAUGAAUAAUUAUGCACUUCGUGAACAAGCUCUUGUAGCUGAGGUGAGUCACUUUUGUACAAGUUAG
Messenger RNA from Trichobilharzia szidati, 1365 nucleotides. Lineage: Eukaryota; Metazoa; Platyhelminthes; Trematoda; Strigeidida; Schistosomatidae. The record is from the annotation of a GenBank genome assembly.